Molecule: messenger RNA, 724 nt
Organism: Dothidotthia symphoricarpi CBS 119687
Lineage: Eukaryota; Fungi; Ascomycota; Dothideomycetes; Pleosporales; Dothidotthiaceae
Product: Sm-like ribonucleoprotein
Exons: 3
Coding region: 70-480 (136 amino acids)
Biological process (GO): spliceosomal snRNP assembly; RNA processing
Cellular component (GO): U5 snRNP; U12-type spliceosomal complex; U1 snRNP
Molecular function (GO): RNA binding
Source: RefSeq, a predicted model, not a curated record
UCGCAAAACCCCUCAUACCGACACCGUCGACUUGAAUUCUCCAGUCGCGCAGAGCUAGAAAUCGCAGUUAUGAAGCUCGUUAGGUUUCUUAUGAAGUGCCAGAAUGAGACGGUUACGGUGGAACUCAAGAAUGGCACAAUUGUAAACGGCACCAUCACCUCCGUCUCGCCCCUCAUGAACGUCGCGCUCCGAGCAGUCAAGUACACGCCCAAGGGCCGCGACACCGUCGCCCUCGACACAAUGACGGUCCGCGGCUCAACCGUCCGAUACAUCAUCCUCCCCGACUCGUUACCGCUGGACACGCUGCUCAUCGACGACGCGCCGAAGCCCAAGAACAAGGCGAGGAAAGAAGGUGCGGAUCGCGGCGGUCCCCGUGGUGGAGGUGGACGCGGAGGAGGCAGAGGUGGAGGCGGUCGUGGCGGGCGUGGCGGCGGUGGACGCGGUGGAGGAGGAGGCCGGGGCCGAGGACGGGGGUUCUAGAUGCUUUGGGCGUGUGAAGGAAUGGCUUAGCGAAAGAUAUACGAGGCAGGGUCGAAGCUUGUGUGUGUGUGAUGCAAAAGCACAGGGUAUGGGACUCCGUGAGACGAAGACACCGCAAGUUGAUGCGUAUUAGGACCACGCUUGGAUCGGUCAGGGCAUGCGAGAUUUACAACAGCAUGCACGGCGUUUUCGGGGGAUUGGGUACGCGCGUGGAAGAAGUACAGACAUGUACACGAAAUUGAGA